AUGGGCGAACCAGCUGAUACCGUCUCGUCAUCGACGAAUCCGUUUGUGAAUCUCGCCGAGAUUUCCUUGUCUCAUGAUUCGCAGCCCGAUCUCAUCUUGGGCCCAAUGGCCAGCGCCAGCACCCUGCCUUCCCCUGCCGUUGAGCUGUCCAGCGGGGAAAACUCUCCAUAUGUUUUCAACGGCGCCCUGGAUUACAUUGACGACGAGUUUGCAAGCGGUUGGACAACACCCCUUGCAUCCUGUGUCAACUGCACUGCCUGGGGAUAUCAAUGCGAGGCUGCACAGGAAGGCGAGUCUCAGAGCUGUUGUGUACCCUGCACAUCUCUUGGAUGCGAGUGUAGCUUUCUGGACACCCACCCGAACUUUAACGACCGUGCCAUCAACGACCUCAUGCAGAGCAGUCGAACAUCGUCAACUGAAGCACAGGGACCACCGACGACCGACGUUUCAAAGAGACCCAGUGGCCCUUUCGAGCCCGUAACGGCAUCCACCACAUCAACUCCUCCACCACCCAAGAUCGGAACCAGGUUCUCUCGGGACUCAACUCGCAUACUACGGCAAUGGCUCUCCUCGCAUAACCAACACCCAUAUCCAAGCGAAGAGGAGAAAAGGAUACUGCAACACCAGACUGGCCUCAGCAAGGUUCAAAUCACCAACUGGCUUAUCAACGCCCGCCGACGCGGCAAGGUACAAGGCCGUCACCGGUCGACUUCGCCGUACUCGGGGAAUGCCGAGACCAGUACCGGACCUGUCAAUGUUCCUAGAAGGCCAGGAACACCAGCUCCUCGGAGUAGCCCUCGAUAUCAAAGUUUGAACCCCCUUGAGCGAUGGGUUGAUUCCCCUCCGGAGCACGAACCGGCCACCGUCACCGCUAUCGCUCGUGCUAUGGCGUCUAGCCAUGCCAACUCUUCAGUUGCAGACGACAGCUAUACUACCAGCUUCACCGAUGAUGAACCACCGCGAUCACUGUACUACACGUCGUCUGCAAGCAGUGCCGGGAACUCCAGCGGGGGUUCCUUUGCCUCUGCCUAUUCCCACGGCUCGAAAAACUCUGCCGGAAUCCCUCGUCCCGUGAUUUGCAGCCGCGCACGUCAACGGAGGCGUCCAAAGCGAACAUCACUAUCCAACCCGCGAAAUCAGUAUCAGUGUACAUUCUGUACCGAGACUUUCAGAACCAAACACGACUGGCAGCGUCAUGAAAAGUCGCUUCACAUGCCGCUGGAGAGGUGGGUUUGUUCGCCAAACGGACCCCGUGACAUUGACCCCGGCACGAAUCAAACUUGCUGCGUGUUUUGCGGCGAAAUUGACCCUUCUCCUGCGCACAUUGACAGCCACAACCCUUCUUCCUGCCAAGAGAGAACGUUCAAUAGGAAAGACCACCUCAAGCAACACAUGAAACUGGUUCAUAACGCCGGCCUCUUGGAUUGGUCUGCCAAAUUGUGGAAAAUCACCGUUCCGGAUAUUCGAUCCCGCUGCGGCUUCUGUGGCGCAUCCCUUGAUACCUGGAGCAUCCGAGCCGAUCACCUAGCCGAUCACUUCAAGAUGGGAUCGGAUAUGGCUAGUUGGAAAGGAGAUUGGGGCUUCGAGGACGCGGUGUUUGACAUGGUGGAAAACUCCGUCCCGCCAUGUGAGUCACCACCACCACGUUCGAGACCCAGGCUAACACAGACGGAAGAUCUGAUAGAGUACGAGCGCUUCUCGCCGUUCCCUUACCAGGCCAGCGGCACGCCUCCGGAAUCGCCGCGCAAUGCCUACGAGCUGCUCACGCUCGAGUUGAACCACUUCCUGCGACUUUUCCUCGAUCGAACGGGGAACUUGCCCAACAACAGAGAGAUUCAACUCGAGGCCUGCAGGAUUGUGUUCGCUUCCGAAGUCUCGGCGUCAGAAGGCCACCUGGGGGUUGAGUGCGAAUCAUGGCUAAGGGACCUGAUCACAUCGUCAGAGGACAUCACAAGGGAGGCCCGGUUCGGCCCUAUACGCUCCCGGACCGAGAGCAUGAUGUCUGUGCUCCAGAUCAAAGGGAAAUACAGCCUCUUCGAAGGCUGUCCCUGCGAGGCACAACUCGACGGAUUUGUCGAGGCGCGUAGAGACUCGGGUCCAAAUGCUCUCAGCAACCAACACCUGCAGAGCGAGGCCUGCAAGAUAGUUACGCGGCUAGGCAAGAGCUGGGGAUUGUCUCCUGCGGAUCUGAUCGACAACUGGCUGGUCAACCUCAUAAGCUCAUCAACGAGGUGGCUUUCCCCGUUCCGAUCAAGGAAGCGCCUUUCGCAGGUGGAAUUCUCUGUCGGCACGUCAACACAGCCGCAACUAGUCAAUGGGGAAAGAGCCUACACUGGGAUCCAAGUGCCCUUGGAGGUCCCCAGGUUUCAGGCUACGUCGACUGUUUCCAAUACACAAGCCAGUUUUCAUGACGUGGCUGUAGUUCCUUUCGAUGAAGACUCCGAAUUGGGUAAGAGUUCAACCAUGGCUAUUGACAGCCCCUCUUCGUUUCAGCCAGAGAAUGUCAACUUCAGACAACAUGCUAGCACGGAACCGGUUUCGUAUCAUAGGGAUCACGAAACGUCUCCGUCGAUGGACAUCCUACAGCCCUUUGAAUCCCUAUCGAGACCCUUCCUUCCGGCAACCAAUAUGUCAUGGCACAGACCGGGAAGCACCGAGUCGGACGGCCGCAGUUUGCCCACCCAUUUAUCGACGGUAAAACGGAACUAUGCCUUCUUCAACGAUGCCAACUUCCACAGAUGGCUGGCACAAGAGCUUCGACGCUGGAUAGCGGCGACCAUGUCCCCCAACAACCCGAACUGUCAUGUUCCGUCGGACGAGGAGAUUCAACACCAAGCACGGUUCAUCGUUUAUGAAGACGGGGAUCCGUGGAACCAGACUUCGGCAGAUAACCACGAGUGGUUGCGGAGAUUCAAGAACAGUAUCGGCAUGGGGACCCAGGAGCAUCUAGAUGGGUAG
This is a messenger RNA of Colletotrichum higginsianum IMI 349063, 2958 nucleotides long. RefSeq names its product C2H2 type zinc finger domain-containing protein. The transcript is spliced from 3 exons. The coding region runs from base 1 to 2958 and encodes 985 amino acids. Gene Ontology annotation, biological process: regulation of DNA-templated transcription. NCBI's taxonomy places the organism in Eukaryota, Fungi, Ascomycota, Sordariomycetes, Glomerellales, Glomerellaceae. Gene Ontology annotation, molecular function: DNA binding. The record is from RefSeq and is a predicted model, not a curated record.